This is a messenger RNA of Cucurbita moschata (crookneck pumpkin), 1565 nucleotides long. RefSeq names its product auxin-responsive protein IAA26-like. Gene Ontology annotation, cellular component: nucleus. The transcript has 6 exons. Lineage: Eukaryota; Viridiplantae; Streptophyta; Magnoliopsida; Cucurbitales; Cucurbitaceae. The record is from RefSeq and is a predicted model, not a curated record. Gene Ontology annotation, biological process: regulation of DNA-templated transcription. Gene Ontology annotation, molecular function: protein binding. The coding region runs from base 493 to 1413 and encodes 306 amino acids.
GGCAUUGCAUAGAGAGACAGAGAAAGAAAGAAAGAAAGUUUUUGGAUAGAGAGAGAUGAGGAGAGCAUCUUUUUAGCACGCUUUGCUUCCUGAGCUGAGUAACCCACCAAUAUAUAUUUUUGUUUUUUUUCAUGUUUUGAUUGAGUGAAUAAUAAUGCUCUAUGUACUGUUCCCUCUUUUGGGUUCUUUUGCUCCUCAAAUACAUUCUCCUCCUUCAAUCUCCUUUCAUCUUCCUCUUCUCUCCUUCUCCUUCUCCUUCUCCCUCAUUAUAUAUAUAUCCUCUUCAACCCUUUGCUUCGCUGCCUAUUUUCAUUCUCUUCUCGUCUUUCUUUCCACGAUUUGAGACCUGGGUCCUCUUUUUUAUCAUCUCUUCUUCAAGAUUUCACCAGUUUUCUUGCCUAUUUUCUCGAACAAUUUCAUUCAGAAAGGAUACCAAUUCGUAUUUCCUGAUUUCUCCCAUCUGGGUUUCCUCAAAAACUCCCAAAUCUUUCAAUGGAGAUGAAUGGGUGUUCUGAGAAAGACGAGGAUUGUCCUCAGCUGUUGGAUUUGAUCCCCAAACACCGCCAAUGGCUUUCCGCCGUAGAUGUCGCCGGAAAAACGCAAACCUCCGACGACAAGAAGCUUGAGCUGAGGCUUGGCCUGCCUGGAGAAGCCGACUGGUCCCGCAAUGAAAGAAAUGACUCUGUUCUCUCUUUUGGCCAUUUUCCCACUUCUUCAAAAUUUUCUCCCUCUGAGAAUCCGUGGUCGUCGUCUGCAAAUUUCCUUGGAAAGCUUCAACCCAACAACUUUUCAGGGUUUUGUUCUAAAAUGGGAGAUUUACAAAAUGCUGAAGCCAAAUCAUUUCCUUCCUCUGCUAACACACCUGUUUCUAACACUUCUCAGAAAAGGACUGCGCCUGCUCCAGUUGUGGGAUGGCCACCAAUUCGAUCCUCGAGAAGAAACCUCAGAAGCAGCAGCUUUGAGAAGCCUGCAGUGGAGUCCGCGGAUGCCGCCCCGAGCAAGCUCCCGGCUCCCCGGGAGAAACGGGUCGAAGCUGGUGGGAAGGGACUGUUUGUGAAGAUCAAUAUGGAUGGAGUUCCCAUUGGUAGGAAGAUAGAUCUCAAUGCCUAUGACAACUAUCAAAGACUUUCGUCUGCUGUUGAUGAACUGUUCCGAGCCUUACUUGCUGCUCAAAGAGAUUCGUCAGGCAGUGGCGUGUUGAAGAAGCAAGAAGAAGAGAAACCAAUCACGGGUUUGCUGGAUGGAAGUGGAGAAUAUACGCUUGUUUAUGAGGACAACGAAGGCGACAGAGUUCUUGUUGGCGAUGUGCCGUGGCAAAUGUUCAUUUCCACGGUGAAGAGGCUGCGCGUGCUGAAGAGCUCUGAAUUGCCAGCGUUGAGUGUGGUUGGUUCGAGGCCGCAGAAGAGAAGUUAAGUUGUAAGGAGAAGGUUUAGAGAAGAUAGAAUCACUCAUGCUUUAAUCAUCAUCCCCAUACACUAAUGGGGUUAUGCUUUUCAUUUUGUAAUUUCUGAAAUUGCAAUGUAAAAUCCAAUCAAAUCAAUCUCCCAUCGCCUAAAUUAGCCACU